UCACGUUCAGAAGAAGAAGAAGAAGAAGAAAUCCGGCUGCAUCCUCUAGCUAAGAGGUGCUACAUGAGACUUUUGUAAACAUGGCCACAUUCUUUGGUGAGGUUUUAUCAGUGUACUCCAGAGCAGUCGAAGAAGAUGAUUACGAUGACGCGGAGGAGGAAAACGAUGAGGAUUUCCAAAUACGUCGCAAAAUAGAAGAGAAAAGAGAGGUUCAUACCAGGUGGUGUCCAGAGGUUUCAAAAGCAGUAGAGAGCUCUGGAAAGCUCAAGUGUUCUGAUCUGAUUAUAGCAGUAGGACCAAAUGCUGCAGGUUUUGUCUCUGCAUACGUUCUCAGUUCUGAGGACUGGACACAAGUUGGGUGGGUGUCUCUUUGGAACGAAAGGAGUCGCAGUUCCACUCGCCUAGAUACGGCUCCCCUUCCUGGAGAACCAGGCUGUGUUUUCUAUCAGCAGAAGAGCUGUCCAAAUGUUCUUCUCUGCCAGUGUACUUGCUAUAUUGCUGAAGACCAGCAGUUCCAGUGGGCUGAAAAGGUUUUGGGCAGCAUACAGAGCAGAGGACUGACUGUGAAAGUGUUGUGCGAUUCUCCAAUCACCGAGUACAAAACUCCAAGUUACAUGAACGGCAAUUCUGCUCCGUUCCUGCGUGCAUUGAAGACCAGCGCCUUUACAGAUAACCUGCCCUGCCCUCUGCUAGAGCAGCCCAACAUCAUCACAGGGCUUCCUGCUGCUGUGCUCAAUCAGUGUCAGGUUCAGCGCUUACCGGCUGUGCUCUUCCAGUGUUUCAGUGAUGUUAUCCACCCAGACUCAAUCACCAUGGAGAUCUAUAAACUCGCCCUGUCAUGUCUUAGCACACGGGUGAAGCUGGAAACAAGUCCAAAUAUGGAAAUACUGCAGAAAUUAACCACAAUUAAUGAUCCACAAAGCAACCUCUACACCUAGAAGAAGCCCCUCGGAGGUGUACAUUGUUUUUCUGUUUGUUAUGUAUUUUUAUGGCCAUUAAACACGUUGUAAAAACGGGA
Molecule: messenger RNA, 1018 nt
Organism: Silurus meridionalis
Lineage: Eukaryota; Metazoa; Chordata; Actinopteri; Siluriformes; Siluridae
Gene: psmg1
Product: proteasome (prosome, macropain) assembly chaperone 1
Exons: 7
Coding region: 81-938 (285 amino acids)
Biological process (GO): proteasome core complex assembly
Cellular component (GO): endoplasmic reticulum
Molecular function (GO): proteasome binding
Source: RefSeq, a predicted model, not a curated record